AUGCUGCUCUACCAGGCCUCACCCUGGUCAAGCGGACUGCCAAUCGCGGGCCUUUGGAUCGCCGUGAACGUCGAGCUGCUCUGCCAGGCCUCUGCCUGGUCGUGCUGCCUGCCAGUCGCGUGGCUCCGGGUCGUCGUGGUCGUUAAUGCUACUCUGCCAGGCCUCAGCCUGGUUAUGCUGCCUGCCAGUGGCGUGGCUCCAGCCCGGUUGAGCUGUGUGCCUGUCUCCAGCCCGGUCGAGCUGCUCUGCCAGGCCUCAGCCUGGUCAAGCGGACUGCCAAUCGCGGGCCUUUGGAUCGCCGUGAACGUCGAGCUGCUCUGCCAGGCCUCUGCCUGGUCGUGCUGCCUGCCAGUCGCGUGGCUCCGGAUCGUCGUGGUCGUUAAUGCUGCUCUGCCAGGCCUCAGCCUGGUCAAGCUGCCUGCCCGUGUCUGGUUGAGCCCAGUCAAGCUGCCUGCCAGUCGCGUGGCUCCGGGUCAUCGUGUCUGGUUGAGCCCGGUCGAGCUGCCUGCCAGUCGCGUGGCUCCGGGUCAUCGUGUCCGGUUGAGCUGCCUGCCUGUCUCCACCCCGGUCGAGCUGCCCGCUAGUCUCCAGCCCGGUCGAGCUGCCUGCCAGUCUCCAGCCCGGUCGAGCUGCCUGCCAGUCUCCAGCCCGGUCGAGCUGCCUGCCAGUCUCCAGCCCGGUCGAGCUGCGUGCCUGUUCCAGCCUGGUCGAGCUGUGUGCCUGUCCCCAGCCCGGUCGAGCUGCCUGCCAGUCUCCAGACCGGUCGAGCUGCCUGCCUGUCUCCAGCCCGGUCGAGCUGCCUGCCAGUCUACAGCCCGGUCGAGCUGCCUGCCAGUCUCCUGCCCGGUCGAGCUGCCUGCCAGUCUCCAGCCCGGUCGAGCUGCGUGCCUGUUCCAGCCUGGUCGAGCUGUGUGCCUGUCCCCAGCCCGGUCGAGCUGCCUGCCAGUCUCCAGCCCGGUCGAGCUGCCUGCCUGUUCCAGCCCGGUCGAGCUGCCUGCCUGUUCCAGCCCGGUCGAGCUGCAUGCCUGUCUCCAGCCCGGUCGAGCUGUGUGCCUGUCUCCAGCCCGGUCGAGCUGUGUGCCUGUCUCCAGCCCGGUCGAGUUGCCUGCCAGUCCCCAGCCUGGUCGAGCUACCUGCCAGUCUUCAGCCCGAACGACCUGCCUGUCUUGCACACUAGCAGUCUACUUUAAUUGGAACAGCCCACCUACCUGCAUCGCAUUAUGGAAUUCGAGUUUGAUCCUGCUAACAUUCGACUAACUUCCAGCUAUCACUUCAACUUCUGCCUAAGCGAACGUUAGCCAGCUUUCCUUAUAACUGUGUUCCAUGUCAAAUGCAAAAAUCUCUUGUACACGAUACAUGAAGAACUAGGUGCCAUCGAUACAUUCGACGCGUAAGCGAAGCUAACGAAUCUAUUACAGAUUUAUUCCACUAUCGCCAACAUAAUACUCAGGAGGAUGAUUUUUACUAUUUACCAAUUCAACGAGAUAAAAUUUCUUCCAAGUUAAGCGGCACUGUAUUAUCUAAGAAAUUAUGUCAAAAACGGAAGAGUAAUACACUUUUUUUAAUCAAUUAAAACUAAGCUAGAAAAUGAUCUUCUCCACAAGCUUACCUGAGCAGGUACUAUAUAGUUUCUUACACAGCUAUCAACUACCAGCAUUUAUAUAUCAGCUGGCUCCAGUAACGAAUACCAAUCUACAAAGCUUGACUGGUCUUCUACACUAGAUUGCAAUACCGAAAUAGGUAUGAUUCUGAUAUAAAAAACAAAUAGUUUGCAUGUGGCACAGGUAUGCAUAAGUAGGCAAUUAAAGAAUCUCUUACAGAUUUAAGGCCAGAUGACACUGAUAUCAGGUUUUAAGUAAAUCGGACAAAAGUCCAUCAGAUAACAUUACACAUUAUGAUAAAGAAAGAAGUAGGUAACACACAUUUUUCAGGUUUAAAAUGGAUACAUAUUUAAGCUAGAACACAGUCAUAUACAGAAAAAUGAUUAUGGAUUAAGAUAGCGUACCACUCUUACAAAAAACAAGAAACAGAAGAACGAGACAUGAAACAUAAACGGCUACUGGCUGAAAGCAAUUGCAGUAACAAAAGUAUAGCAUGUGAUAUUACUGAGCUUGUAAGGUAUGCAACAAAUUAUCUCUUACAGGCUUAUACUCCUAGGCUAAUCGCAAAAUGAACAUUAAGUUAUUAACAUUUUAGUAAAAGCACGGCUUCAAUGGACCACAAAGAUUGGUACAAGUUUUACAUUUUUGAAAACCAACAACCAAAAAUUAUUUAUUCAAUACAUGAAUACACAUGGCAUGUGGUAUGCAAUAAAUAGCUUAGGUAAGAAAAUUAAGGAUCAUAAGUCGAGAGAUGCCUGCCAGCCUCCAGCCCGGUCGAGAGAUGCCAGCUAGUCCCCAGCCUGACUAACUGCCGCCUGUCAGUCUACUAAGAGCAACGUGGCUCCAGGUUGACGGGUCUGAUCGAGCUGCCUACCAGGCUUCAGCCUUCCUGCCAGUCUGCAUGACUCCGGGUCAACGUGCCAGUCUUAACGCUGUGAAGCUGCCUGCCAGUCCACGGAGAGUGGCGUGGCUCCGGCUCGACGUGUCCGGUCGAACUGCUUGCCAGGCCUCAGCCUGGUCGAUCUACCGUCCAGUGUCCAGCCCGGUCCAGCUGUCUGCCAGUCUCCAGCCCGGUCUAGCUGACGGCCAGUCUCCAACCCGGCUGAGCUACCUGCUAAUCUCCAGCCCAGUUGAGCUGCCGGCCAGUCUCCAGCCCGGUCGAGCUGCCGGCCAGUCUUCUGCAUGGCUACGAGUCGACGUGCCAAUUUUAACCCUGUGAAGCUGCCUGCCAGUCUCCAGCCCGGUCCAGCUGUCUGCCAAUCUCCAGCCCGCUCAUGCUGCCUGCCAGUCUCCUGAAAAUCUCCGGGUCAACGUGCCAGUCUUAACGCUGUGAAGCUGCCUGCAAGUCUACGGGAGAGUGGCGUGGCUCCGGGUCGACGUGUCCGGUCGAACUAUUUGCCAGGCCUCAGCCUGGUUGAGCUGCUGGCCAGUCUUCAGCCCGGUAGAGCUGCCGGCCAGUCUCCAGCCCAGUCACGCUGCCUGCCAGGCCUCAGCCUGGUCGAGCUGCCGGCCAGUCUCCAGCCUGUUCGAGCUGCCUGCUAGUCUACCAAGUGCAGCUUGGCUCCGGGUCAAUGGGUCCAGUCGAGCUGCCUACCAGUCUGCAGCUCAGUUUAACUGCCUACCAGUCUAUGAGCAUAGCUGCAGCAUGAUUAUAAUUUUAAAUAAAUGUUUAUUCCAAAAAUGAGGAAGGUUCUUACUACCUUCAAAGUGCAGAGUUACUCCGGGUCGUCGUCUCCGGUUGAGCUGCCUACCAUUCAGCCUGGUUAAGCUGCCUACCAGUCUACAAAAUGCAGCGGGCUCCGGAUCGUCGUGUCCUGUUAGCUGCCUAACAGGCCUUAGCCUGGUCGAGCUGCCUGCCAGUCUUGUGACUCCGGGUUGUCAAGCUCGUCGAGUUGUUCGAGCUGUCUGCGAUUCUUCAUCCCGGUCAAACUGCCUGCCAGUCUCCAGCGCGGUUGAACUACGUGCCAGGCUACGAGGUCCAGCGUGGCUCCGGAUCGUCCUGCCCAGUCGAGCUUCCUACGAGUCUUCAGCCCGGUCGAACUGCAUGCCGGUCUCCAGCUUGGUUGAGCUACCUGCCAGGCUACGAGGUGCAGCGUGGCUCCGGAUCGUCGUAUCCAGUCGAGCUGCCUAACAGGCCUCAGCCUGGUCGAGCUGCCUGCCAGUCUUGUGACUCCGGGUUGUCAAGCUCGUCGAGUUGUUCGAGCUGCCUGCGAUUCUUCAUCCCGGUCAACUACCUGCCAGUCUCCAGCGCGGUUGAACUACGUGCCAGGCUACGAGGUUCCGGAUCGUCCUGCCCAGUCGAGCUUCCUACGAGUCUUCAGCCCGGUCGAGCUGCAUGCCGGUCUCCAGCUUGGUUGAGCUACCUGCCAGGCUACGAGGUGCAGUGUGGCCCCGGAUCGUCGUAUCCAGUCGAGCUGCCUAACAAGCCUCAGCCUGGUUGAGCACCUGCCAGUCUUCAUCCCGGUCAAACCGCCUAUCAAUCUCGAGCGCGGUUGAACUACAUGCCGGUCUCCAGCCCGGUCGAUCUGCGUACCAGUCUCCUCCCCAGUCGUUGCGUGCCAAUCUACGAGGAGCAGCGUGGCUCCGGAUCUUCGUGUCCAGUCGAGCUGCCUGCCUAUCACGUGGUUCCGGGUCAUCGUGUCCGUUCGAGCUGCCUACGAGUCUGCAUCCCAUUCAAACUACCUGCCGGUGUCUAGCGCGGUUGAACUACGUGCUAGUCUCAAGCCAGGUCGAGCAGCCUGCCAGUCUACGAGGUGCAGCAUGGCUGUUGGACAAUGUGCCUGAAUAAGCUACCAGCCAUUCUCCGGCUCAGUCGAGCUGCCUGCUAGUCUUUAGUGAUGGAGCUGCACCAUGUUUUAAAUGGAUGUAAGUUGAAAGUUCUUAUCAGAUUUAGAAAGACCCUAAUUAAAAGUAGUAAAUGCCGGUUGGCUUUCUUUCAAUUGUGGUCAUCGCAUAGUUGCGUUUCUUUGAUCUUGCAGGUCUUACACACUAGAAGUCUACUUUAACUAGAAGCUUGCAACCUACCUACCCGCUACCACUAAGUUCGAGUUUCAAGAUCACCUGCCAACAUUCGACCAACUUCCAGCUAUAAACCUCAACUUCUGCCUAACCGAACGUUAGCCAGCUUUCCUUAUAACUGUGUUCCAUGUCAUGCAGAAAUCUCUAGUCAUGCCAUCGAUAUACAUUCGACACGUAAGCAAAGCUAACGACUCUAUUGCAGAUUUACUCUACACCAUAACAACCGAGGAUUAGCUAUAUCAAUAUUAAUGAAAUAAAACUUCCAUCAAGCACAGCAGCACUUCCCGCAUCAUCAAGCUAUCCAGCUGGCCUGCUGACGAACUAUAAACUUUGCGUAUGAAUUUCCUGAAUAUGCCUAAGCGAGUCAUCAAAACUUCAUUCCUUGCCAAGCUUUCAAUGAUCCUUACUGCAUGCGGCUAGCUUUAACUACAGUGCUCGAUACCUCCAGAACUGAGGACCGUUGAUAUAGUUACGUCCGACACGUAAGCAAAGCUAACGACUCUAUUACAGAUUUUAAAAGAUCACCUUCACUGAAUGCAGCUGCUUGAAUAGAACUGUGAGGAAGCUGCUAACUACAUCUUACAAAUUCAACUAGAUUCUAAGCGGAACUUGAAAAGUCUACUACAAAAAUUAGACGUAAGAAUUAACACACCUUUUCCAGGUUAAAAAUAAAAUUAGAACCUGACUAACUGGAACACGUUCUCCAAAUAAUUUUAUUUGAUGUAACUUUAUUCCAAUGAACAAACAGAUGGUUUCAAGGAUGUAUGACUACACGCAAAACGCGAAUUUAAUUAAGUGAUCAAGUACGGUAAGCAACAACUGAUCUCUUACAGGUUUAAAGGCUAUGAACAUUGUAUGCAAAUAUAAGCUUAGCUCCAGUACCUACACAGUAUCGAGACCACGAGCUACACAACUUAACGGGUAAUCUUUACAAGUUUUCAUCACCAAAUGACCAAUGCAGAAAGGGCAUGAAUUACAUUAUCAAGACAAGUACCCACGUUCGAGGUAUGGAACAAAUAGCAUGAGUACCUGAGAAGUUAAAGAAUCUCUUCCAGAUUUGUCUACCUGCUGCCAGAUCAAUUUUAGCAACUGCAGGGUACAUACAAUGCAAAAAUCUCCAGCACCAGAUACAUUGAGGACUUAGCAAAACUAAAGAUUCUUACAGAUUUAUAAAAAUCAUCAUCACUGUAACCUCCAACUGCGAGGACAACGCCUAAUGGAACACCAGUGUGGAAGAACAUCUUAUAAAUUCACUGAGAUAAAAAAACCUAGCAGCGCCUGAUAUAGAACGUCUUCAAAAAUCUGAUGUAAGAAUUACACACAUGAUUUCCAGGUUUAAACCAACUGGACCAACCAACCAACCAACCAACUGGAUCAUGCACUCCAAAGAAUAUCAUUUGAAGUAACUUUAUUCCAAAGAACAAACAGAUGGUUUCCAGAAUGACUUCAAGCAAAACGCAAAAUUAAAUAAGUGAGCCAGUACGAUAUAGUACGGUAAGCAACUAAUGAUCUCUUACAGGUUUAAAGGCUAAAUAACCAUUGGAGGAUCGAGAAAAUAUAUCAACGUUUAAUAAAUAUAAGCUUUGCUCCAGUAUCUAGACUAUAAACAGUUUAACUGGUAAUCUUUAUAAGUUUUCGUAACCAAAUGGCCAAUGCAGAAAGGGCAUGAGUUACAUUAUUAAGACAAAUACCCACAUUCAAGGUUUGGAAUAAAUUGCUGGAACACCUGAGAAGUUAAAGAAUCUCUUUCAGAUUUGUCUACCUAACUGAUGAUUUGAAGGAUGUAUUACUACGGGCAACACAUAAAAUUAAAAAAGUGAGCAACGUUAGCGUAGUACGGUAAGCAACAAAUGAUAUCUUACAGGUUUAAAGGCGAGGAUCGAGAAAAAUAUCAACGUUUAAAUGUAUAAGCUUGACUCCAGUAUCCAGUAUGAAGACCAUGGACUACCAGCUUAAGUGGUAAUCUUAACAAGUUGUCGCCACCAGAUGAGCAAUGCAGAAAGGGCAUAAGUUAUCAAGACAAAUAACCCACAUUCGGCAAGGGUAUGGAAGAAAUAGCUUAAAGUAAAAGAAUCUCUUACAGAUUUAUCUAGCUACUACCAGACAUCACUUUUAGUAACUGCAGUACGUACAAUGCGAAAAUCCCGAGUACCCGAUACAUAGAGAACUUCGUGCCGUUGAAGCAGUUACGUUCGGCAUGUAAGCAAAACUAAAGAUUAAACUACAGACUUUUUUAAAUCGUCAACACUGUAACCCCAAAUGCAUGGAAAACGCCCAAUGUACCAACCGUGUGGAAGAACAGCACCUAAAUCUUACAAAUUCAACGACAUAAAAUAACCAAGCAGCGCCUGUUAUAGAACGUCUUCAAAAAUCAGACGUAAGAAUUUAACACACUAUUUCCAGGUUAAAUAAGUGAGCAAAUACCAAGUACGAUGUAGUACGGUAAGAAAUAAUUAAUGAUCUCUUACAGGGUAAAUAAACAUUGCAGGAUAGACAAAUAACCACUUUCAAAUUUCAUGACUACAGUAUCCUUACAGUAUGAAGACCACGAACUACACAACUUAACUGGUAAUCUUUACAAGUUUUCGUCAUCAAAGGACCAAUUUAGAAAGGGCGUGAGUUACAUUAUCAAGACAAAUACCCUCGUUCCAGGUAUGGAAUAAAUAGCUUGAGUACCUGAGAAGUUAAAGAACUCUUACAGAUUUGUCUACCUGGUGCCAGACAUCAAUUUUUAGCCACUGCACAUACAAAGCAAGAAUCUCCAGCAUCCGAUACAUAGAGAAUGUAAUGCCGUUGAUGCAGUUUACAUCCGGCUUGUAAGCGAAAUUAAAGAUUCUAUUACAGGUUUUUAAAUAUCAUGAUCACUGUAACCUUCAACUGCGUGGACAGCGCCCAGGUACACCCGUGUGGAAAUACAACACCUACAUCUUACAAAUUCAACGAGACAAAAUAACUAAGCAGCGCAUGAUAUAGAACUUCUUCAAAAAUCAGAUGUAAGAAUUUGACACAUUUCCAGGUUUAAAAUAAAAUGAAUAACUGGAAUAUGUACUCCAAAACAUCUUAUUUGAGGUAACAUUAUUUCAAAGGACAAACAGAUAAUUUCAAGGAUGUAUGACUACAGACAACGCAAAAUUAAAGGAAUGAGAAUACAAGUACAAUAUAGUACGGUAAGCAACAAUUGAUCUCUUACAGGUUUAAAAGCUAAAUGAAUUUGGAGGAUCGCGAGAAAGAUCAACGUUUAAAUAUAAGCUUGGCUCCUGUACCCAGUCUCAAGACCACGAGCUAGUCAACUUAACUGGUAAUCUUAAAAAGUUAUUGUCACCAAACAAGCAAUGCAGAAAGGCCAUAAGUUAUCAAGACAAAUAACCCACAUUCGGCAAGGGAUGGAAUAAAUAGUUUAAGUACCUAAGAAGUUAAGAAUCUCUUACAGAUUUGUCAACCUGCAGCGAGACUUGUGCAACUGUAGAGUCAGUAAAAUGCAGAUAUCUCCAGUACAUAAAGAACAUAAUGCAGUUGAUACAAUUAACAUUCGGCAAUGUACGAGUAAGCAAAACUAAACACUCUAUUACAGAUUUUUUCAAAUACCAUUACUGUUACCUCCAACUACUUGGACAACGACCAAUGAAACACCCGUGUGGAAGAACAACACUUACAAAUUCAACGAGAUAAAUUUCCAUCUUUAAAAUAAAAUUAAUACCUGACCAAUUACAACAUGGAUCGUCCAAAGAAACUAAAAGCGGAUUCAGGACUUUCAUUAAAAAAAUAAACCGAACUUCAUCAAUAGAAUUUGAGGUAUCGUUACUGGAAAUGUGAACAAUGCAACAUCAGAUACAAGUUGUACGGUAAGCAGCAAAAUGAUCUCUUACAGGUUUGAAAACAGUGAGCUUGAAUUAGGAUAAUCAAAGGGUGGCUCCAGUAUUCAAGACUGCAAACUACAUAACUGGUAAUCUACAGUUUCUACACCAAACAACGGAAGCAGAAAGGUACAUUCAGAUAUUCAGACAUUCGUGUGGCAAUGGUAUGCAAUAAAUAUAUUAAGGUCUCUAAAAAUUAACGCCAAAUAACAGAUUAUGUUGAUGAUGAGGACACAAAUAAACUAUAAAACCACAAAAAAGAUUACGGUUGGUAUCAAGAACAUCGCAGAACACAUCUUAUAGUAUCCAGGAUAUAACCACAAGGCGAGUAAGUAAUUUAAUUUUUUACAGGUUUCAAGGCAAGGAGAGUUAAAAUAAAAAUUGUAAUAUUUAAAUACGAGACUAUAUAGAUUAUUGUGAUAUCCUGUAUCGAAGCGUGACAAAAAUAUAAUUUGAGCCUUUGAGGGAAGUAAAAUGUAAGCAACAUUAAUAAAAUCUCUUACAGGUAUCGAGCAAUGCGAGUUAUUUUAACAUGAGUGAAUAAUAACUGUGAAUAAUAGAAACUGAUUAAAGUUUUAUGAUAUAAAGCGAAUAAAUUUGAGAAUAAGACGUAUAAUCUUAAAAUGUGAAAAAGCAGAUUUAUACAAACAAUUCAAUUUAAAAAUAUAGCAAACAUUAAUACUGACUCAUAUUUUUAGUAUAACAGUUAACAUAUUCAGAUUAAUCUUUGUUGUUGUUUGUAUGUCGUAAUAAAUUUUAUUCUAGGUACAAAAAUUGUGUGUAAUAAUGUUUCUUUGUCGAUUUGUUCUAAUUAUAUUAUUUACAGAUUCAGGAAUUUACGUAAGCGCAAUUUAUCAAAGUAUGUUUAAUAUCUUUUUUUCAGAUUCUGGAUAGGUAUGAUGUUUAGUCGUUAUAAGACUCAACAAUUUUUUUUGAAUUACAUAAAAUAGGCUUAAGGCCUUGGUUAGGCUAAAUUUGUUUAUCAACAGGUAUUUCCAAUAGACAAUGAUGAAGAGUUAAGACGAAGAUGAUGGCCGGAGACAAAGAUGACGACUGAAGACGAAAAUGCAGACCGAAGAUGAAGACAGAAGACAAAGAGAAAACUCGAGGGCGAAAAUGAAGAACGAAGACCGAGGACGAGAUGAAGAAAGAAGACCGAGGCCAAUGAUGACAAAACAACGAAAGUGAAGAUAAUUAGGAGAGCAGGCAAAGAUAAAACUCUGUAUUACCAACGUCCACCAUUGAUUUUGUGGAGAUGGUGAUAUAGAAUAAAAAAAGACAGUCUAUAGGAUCAUUAAACUGUAAUAAGUGAACCUAACAAUUAAAUAGACAUCAAACCGGUAGCACCAAUGCCGGGACGAUAACGACAACCGAUGGCUGCUGACAAAGAUGAAAAAUACCAAGAUUAUAAAAACCAAUUAGUGUGAAUAUGAAGAACGAAGACCGAGGUUGAAGAUGAAGAAAGAAGAGCGACGGCGAAGACGAAGAAAGAAGACCAAGGGUGAAGAUGAAGAAAGAAGACCAAGGGCGAAGAUGAAGAAAGAAGACCAAGGAUGAAGAUGAAGAAAGAAGACGUAGGGCGAAGAUGAAGAAAGAAGACCGAUGGCGAUAACGGAUUGCGACGGUGAGGGUGAAGAAAGAAGAUCAAGGGCGGAGAUAAAGAAAGAAGAUCAAGGGUGAAGAUGAAGAAAGAAGACCCAGGGCGAAGAUGGAGAAAGAAGACCGAGGGCGACAACGGAGUGCGACUGCGAGGAUGAAGAAAGAAGACCAAGGGCGGAGAUAAAGAAAGAAGACCAAGGGUGAAGAUGAAGAAAGAAGACCUAGGGCGAAGACGAAGAGCGACUGCGACGAUGAAGAAAGAAGACCAAGGGCGAAGAUGAAGAAAGAAGACCAAGGGCGGAGAUAAAGAAAGAAGACCAAGGGUGAAGAUGAAGAAAGAAGACCUAGGGCGAAGAUGAAGAAAGAAGACCGAGGGCGAAGAUGAAGAAAGAAGACCAAGGGUGAAGAUGAAGAAAGAAGACCAAGGGCGAAGAUGAAGAUAGAAGACCGAUGGCGACAACGAUGUGCGACGACGAGGAUGAAGAAAGAAGACCAAGGGCGAAGAUAAAGAAAGAAGGCCUAGGGCGAAGAUGAAGAAAGAAGACCUAGGGCGAAGAUGAAGAAAGAAGACCGAGAGCGAAGAUGAAGAAAGAAGACCGAGGGCGAAGACGAAGAGCGACGGCGAAGAUGAAGAAAGAAGACCAAGGGUGAAGAUGAAGAAAGAAGACCAAGGGCGAAGACGAAGAAAGAAGACCAAGGGUGAAGAUGAAAAAAGAAGACCUAGGGCGAAGAUGAAGAAAGAAGACCGAGGGCGACAACGGAGUGCGACGGCGAGGAUGAAGAAAGAAGACCAAGGGUGAAGAUAAAGAAAGAAGGCCUCGGGCGAAGAUGAAGAAAGAAGACCGAGGGCGACAACGGAGUGCGACUGCGAGGAUGAAGAAAGAAGACCAAGGGCGGAGAUAAAGAAAGAAGACCAAGGGUGAAGAUGAAGAAAGAAGACCGAGGGCGACAUCGGAGUGCGACGGCAAGGAUGAAGAAAGAAGACCAAGGGCGGAGAUAAAGAAAGAAGACCAAGGGUGAAGAUGAAGAAAGAAGACCUAGGGCGAAGAUGAAGAAAGAAGGCCUAGGGCGAAGAUGAAGAAAGAAGACCGAGGGUAACGACGAAGAGCGACGGCGAAGAUGAAGAAAGAAGACCAAGGGCGAAGAUGAAGAAAGAAUACCAAGGGUGAAGAUGAAGAAAGAAGACCUAGGGCGAAGAUGAAGAAAGAAGACCGAGGUUGAAGAUGAAGAAAGAAGAGCGACGGCGAAGACGAAGAAAGAAGACCAAGGGUGAAGAUGAAGAAAGAAGACCAAGGGCGAAGAUGAAGAAAGAAGACCAAGGGCGAAGAUGAAGAAAGAAGACCAAGAGUGAAGAUGAAGAAAGAAGACCUAGGGCGAAGAUGAAGAAAGAAGACCGAUGGCGACAACGGAGUGCGACGGUGAGGAUAUAGAAAGAAGAUCAAGGGCGGAGAUAAAGAAAGAAGACCAAGGGUGAAGAUGAAGAAAGAAGACCCAGGGCGAAGAUGAAGAAAGAAGACCGAGGGCGACAACGGAGUGCGACGGCGAGGAUGAAGAAAGAAGACCAAGGGCGGAGAUAAAGAAAGAAGACCAAAGGCGAAGAUGAAGAAAGAAGACCUAGGGCGAAGAUGAAGAAAGAAGACCGAGGGCGAAGAUGAAGAAAGAAGACCGAGGGUGAAGACGAAGAGCGACGGCGAAGAUGAAGAAAGAAGACCGAGGGCGAAGAUGAAGAAAGAAGACUGAGGGCGAAGACGAAGAGCGACGGCGAAGAUGAAGAAAGAAGACCAAGGGUGAAGAUGAAGAAAGAAGACCCAGGGCGAAGAUGAAGAAAGAAGACCGAGGGCGACAACGGAGUGCGACUGCGAGGAUGAAGAAAGAAGACCAAGGGCGGAGAUAAAGAAAGAAGACCAAGGGUGAAGAUGAAGAAAGAAGACCUAGGGCGAAGACGAAGAGCGACUGCGACGAUGAAGAAAGAAGACCAAGGGCGAAGAUGAAGAAAGAAGACCAAGGGCGGAGAUAAAGAAAGAAGACCAAGGGUGAAGAUGAAGAAAGAAGACCGAGGGCGAAGAUGAAGAAAGAAGACCAAGGGUGAAGAUGAAGAAAGAAGACCUAGGGUGAAGAUGAAGAAAGAAGACCGAUGGCGACAACGGAGUGCGACGGCGAGGAUGAAGAAAGAAGACCAAGGGCGAAGAUAAAGAAAGAAGGCCUAGGGCGAAGAUGAAGAAAGAAGACCGAGGGCGACAACGGAGUGCGACGGCGAGGAUGAAGAAAGAAGACCAAGGGCGGAGAUAAAGAAAGAAGACCAAGGGUGAAGAUGAAGAAAGAAGACCUAGGGCGAAGAUGAAGAAAGAAGACCGAGGGCAACAACGGAGAGCGACGGCGAAGAUGAAGAAAGAAGACCAAGGUUGAAGAUGAAGAAAGAAGACCGAGGGCGAAGAUGAAGAAAGAAGACCUAGGGCGAAGAUGAAGAAAGAAGACCAAGGGCGAAGAUUAAGAAAGAAGACCAAGGGCGAAGAUAAAGAAAGAAGACCAAGGGUGAAGAUGAAGAAAGAAGACCAAGAUGAAGAAAGAAGACCAAGAUGAAGAAAGAAGACCAAGAUGAAGAAAGAAUACCAAGGGCGAAGAUGAGGAAAGAAGAACGUGGGCGACGGCGAAGAGCGAGGGCAAAGAUGAAGAAAGAAGACCAAGGGCGAAGAUGAAGAAAGAAGACAAGGGCGAAGAUGAAGAAAGAAAACCAAAGGCGAUGAUAAAGACGGAAAACGAAGAAACGAAAUUCUUUCUUCGACGGCUCUGUCGAAGAAAGAAGAGUUAAGAACGAAGACCAAGGAUGAAGAUGCGAGGGCGAAGAUGAAGAAAGAAGACCAAGGGCGAAGAUGAAGAAAGAAGAGUUAAAGCAAAAAUUAAGAAAGAAGACCAACAGCGAAGGUGAAGAACAAAGAUCGAGGCCACAAUUGAGGAAAGAACGGUGUUGACGAAGAUGAAGAAAGAAGACCAAGGGUGUAGAUAAAGAAUAAAGGACGACGGCAAAUAUGAAGAAAAAAGACGGAGGGCGAAGUUUAAAAACGAAGACUAAGGUUGAAAAAUGAAAGAGAAGACCCAUCCAAACAAGUGAGGAAAUGAAGACCAAUGAUAAUGAGAGAGAAUAUGAAGACCAAUGAACAAUGACAAAACGAAAAAUGGACAUAGGGCAAAGACAAAGAACGAAGACAGAGCGCAAAAACGAAGAACGAAGUCAGAGCGCGAAGACAAAGAACCAAGACUGAAGAUGAAAAUAAAAUAAGAAAAAAACUGAUGUUCUUUAUCUGAAUAUGACUAAUGAAGACCAACUGUAGAGUACGAGAGUACACUGAAGAAGAAGAAAAGGUCAAACAAGAAAGAAGUUUAGGAUAGAGAAGAAAAAUAAUUUCUUUUAGAUUUUCAAAACAAAGGGAGAGACGAGCGCUACCGGAACAUAUAACAAAUCUACCAUGGACUUCCGUAAUUUAAAAAUUAUAUAUAACAUGAUCAUGAUAAAUUACAAUAAAUGCAAAUUGAUGUAGAUAACAGGAUAUUUAUUUAUGAUUUUAAUCAAUAAAUUAUAAUGAUCAUCAAUAA
This is a messenger RNA of Bicyclus anynana (squinting bush brown), 13663 nucleotides long. RefSeq names its product keratin-associated protein 10-4-like. NCBI's taxonomy places the organism in Eukaryota, Metazoa, Arthropoda, Insecta, Lepidoptera, Nymphalidae. The record is from RefSeq and is a predicted model, not a curated record. The transcript is spliced from 5 exons. The coding region runs from base 1 to 1257 and encodes 418 amino acids.